AUGGGUAUUAUAAGUAAAGGAUAUUACUUUGUUUUAGGCCUUUCUAUUAGUUAUAUUAUUUUUAUUUUAGCUCUUUUAGUGCCUUUUAUUCAAAGAAAUGUUUUUUAUCUUCAUAAAAUAAGAAGUUGUUCAAAAGGAGAUGUCUUGGAGCCAGAAUUGCUUGGAUUUUCAUUUCGAAGAGUUGAUCCUUUUUUUUUGAAAACAUCUGAUAAUGAAAAUAUUUUUGUUUGGCAUGUUUUACCCUAUAAUGUUUAUUAUAAAAAUCUUUUAAAAUUGUCUGAAUUUCAAGAGGGAGAAGAAUUGCAUGAUUUUUUUAUUUCCUUAUUAUCAAAAAGUCCUAAAUCAAAGCUUAUAAUUUAUUUUCAUGGUACUGCUUGUAAUAUAGCAGCUAGACAUCGUUUGAGUUUUUAUAGAAUAUUAACUUCUUUUGAUGAUGUACAUGUUUUUGCUGUUGAAUAUAGAGGGUUUGGAAAAUCAUCAGGUGAACCAAGUGAGGAUGGAUUAAUUGAAGAUGGAGUUUCUGUUGUAAAAUGGGCAAUAGAUGUAGCAAAGGUGAAUCCAUCAUCUAUAUUUUUAGUAGGUCAAAGUCUUGGAACUGCUGUUGCAAUUGGAGUUGCUGAAAAAUUAUCAACUUUAAAAAAUCCUAUAUUUGUAGGUCAUUUAGUAUCAAUUGCUGGUUUUUCUUCUAUAAGAUCUUUAUUAACUACAUAUAAAUUGGGAGGCUAUUUUCCAAUCUUGUCUCCCUUGAAAAUGUAUCCUGGUAUAAGAAAGCUUAUUUUUAAAUUUUUAUAUCAUCCUUGGAAUUCAUUAGAAAGAAUUCAAGUUUUUUCAAAAAUAUCUGAGAAAAGUGGCACUAAAAUAUUGUUUAUUCAUUCAAAAGAUGAUAGUCAUAUUGAUUUUUAUCAUUCUUUUGAACUUUUUGUUGCUGCUGUUAAUGCAACUGUUACUCGAGAAAAUCAAACAUGGAGGGAUCUGGUCACCUUAAAAGAAAAGAAAGGUGAAGUAUCUAUUGUAUCUAAUCAUGAUAAUGAAAGAAUUACAUAUUUGCAGGUUGCAUGGGGUGAUCAUAAUCAAAUUAUCCUUCAUGAUACUGUUAUUUCUAGGCUAAUUCAUCCGCCAAGUUAG
Messenger RNA from Pneumocystis murina B123, 1125 nucleotides. RefSeq lists its product as hypothetical. NCBI's taxonomy places the organism in Eukaryota, Fungi, Ascomycota, Pneumocystomycetes, Pneumocystales, Pneumocystaceae. Bases 1 to 1125 code for a protein of 374 amino acids. The record is from RefSeq and is a predicted model, not a curated record. The transcript is spliced from 5 exons.